Molecule: messenger RNA, 3110 nt
Organism: Ailuropoda melanoleuca (giant panda)
Lineage: Eukaryota; Metazoa; Chordata; Mammalia; Carnivora; Ursidae
Gene: PIWIL4
Product: piwi like RNA-mediated gene silencing 4
Exons: 20
Coding region: 132-2702 (856 amino acids)
Molecular function (GO): protein binding; RNA binding
Source: RefSeq, a predicted model, not a curated record
UCCUGGCCCGGAGCCGGAGCCCCGCCGAGUCCGCCACCUCGCGUCACAGCCUCGCCCUCUGGACGCCGAGAGGGAAAAUACUCUCCUUGCGCCCUCGCUGCCUUGGAGGGUCCCCUGUGCUCAUCGGGAACAUGAGUGGUCGCGCCCGCGUGAGGGCCAGAGGCAUGGCUCGCAGCCCCAGCGCUGCGGAACCAGGGCGCACCUCGGCUCCGCCAUCGCCAUCGCCAUGGCCUCCAUCUGUUGAUACUGGUGACAAUGAAGCAUCCUCUACUAGUGGCUUCGUGGGAACAAGCAGGAUGUCCCAGAAAUGUGAAGAUAGUUUAUCUUCUGGUAAUGCCAGAUGCACUUUCAUUGAAAGAGGUGGGAAAAUCAGACGGGACUUCAUGGAUCUGGCUGUCUGUACCAGAGAGAAAUUGGCCCACGUGAGAGAUUGCAAAAGAGGCUCCAGUGGAGUACCAGUGAAACUGGUCACAAAUCUCUUUAGGUUAGACUUGCCCCAGGACUGGCAGCUAUACCAAUAUCAUGUGGCAUACGUCCCAGAUUUAGAAUCUAGAAGGCUGAGAAUUGCUUUGCUUUAUAGUCACAAGGAACUUUCCAACAAAACAAAAGCAUUUGAUGGCGUCAUCCUUUUUCUCUCGCAAAAACUGGAAGAAAAGGUCACGGAACUGUCAGGUGAAACUCCGAGAGGCGAGACUGUCAAGAUCACUGUCACUCUGACAAGGGAGCUGCCGGCCAGUUCCCCCGUGUGCACCCAGGUCUUCAAUAUCAUCUUCAGAAAGAUCUUAAAAAAGUUGGCCAUGUACCAAAUCGGACGGAACUUCUAUAAGCCUUCUGAGCCAGUGGAAAUUCCCCAGCACAAGUUGUCCCUUUGGCCUGGGUUUGCUAUUUCUGUGUCACAGUUUGAAAGCAGUCUCCUAUUUACUGCUGACGUGAGUUAUAAAAUACUCCGGAAUGAGACUGUUCUAGAAUUCAUGACUCGUAUCUACCAAGAGACUGAUACGUCCUGCUUUACCCAGACGUGUGAAAAACAGCUGCUUGGGCUCAUUGUCCUAACAAGAUACAAUAACAAAACCUAUCGCAUCGAUGACAUUGACUGGUCGGUGAAGCCCACGCAUACUUUUCAGAAGCGGGACGGCACUGAGAUCACCUACGUGGAUUACUAUAAACAGCAAUAUGAUAUUACUUUAUCUGACCUGAACCAGCCAGUGCUCGUGAGUCUGCUGAAAAGCAAGAGAAAUGACAACACAGAGGCUCGGGUGGCCCACCUGAUCCCCGAGCUUUGCUUUCUAACAGGACUGACCCGCCAGGCAACCUCUGAUUUCCAGCUGAUGAAGGCGGUGGCUGAGGAAACGCGUCUCAGCCCUUUGGGAAGGCAGCAGCACCUGGCCAGGCUUGCUGACGACAUUCAGAGAAACAAGGAUGCUCGUUUUGAGCUGGAGACUUGGGGGCUGCAUUUUGGAUGCCAGAUGUCUCUGACUGGGAGGGUUUUGCCUUCAGAAAAAAUAUUAAUGCAAGACCAUGUAUGUCAGCCUGCAUCUGCUGCCGAGUGGUCCAAGGACAUGCGGAAUUGCAAGAUUUUAAGUGCACGGUCUUUGACUAAAUGGUUGAUUGUAUGCAGCCACAGAGAUGAAAAUGUGACCGAGGACUUUCUGCACUGCUUGAGAAGAGCUGGAAGUGCCGUGGGAUUUAAUGUGGACUACCCCAAAAUCAUGAAAGUACAAGAAAAUCCAGCUGCAUUCCUCAGCGUUCUACAGAAACAUGUGGAUCCUCACGUUCAGUUGGUAAUGUGCAUCCUGCCUUCCAAUCAGAAGAGCUACUACGAUUGCAUUAAAAAAUACCUGAGCUGCGUCUUCCCGGUGCCGAGCCAGUGCGUGCUCGCUCGGACCUUGACCAGGCAGGGAAUGAUGAUGAGCAUUGCCACCAAGAUCGCCAUGCAGAUGGCCUGUAAACUCGGAGGCGAACUGUGGGCCGUCGAGAUCCCUUUAAAGUCCCUGAUGGUGGUUGGUAUUGAUGUCUGUAAGCAUGAAUUCAGCAAGGGAAUGGUGGUGGUUGGAUUUGUGGCCAGUAUUAAUCCCGGAAUCACCAGGUGGUUUUCUCGCUGUACCCUUCAGAGAACAACGACUGACGUUGCUGACUGCUUAAAAGUUUUCAUGACUGGAGCGCUCAACAGAUGGUACAAACAGAACCAUGCUCUGCCCGCACGGAUCAUCGUCUACCGGGACGGCGUAGGGGAUGGCCAGCUGAAAACACUGAUCGAAUACGAAGUUCCACAGCUGCUGAGCAGUGUGACCGAAGCAAGUUCAAAUACCAGCACCAAACUGUCCGUGAUUGUGGUCAGGAAGAAAUGCUUGCUGCGAUUCUUCAUGGAGCUGAACCGGUCGGUGCAGAACCCACCGCUGGGCACCGUGGUGGACUCUGAAGCCACGCGUCCUGAAUGGUACGACUUCUACUUGAUCAGUCAGACGGCCAGCCGGGGAACGGUGACUCCCACCCACUAUAAUGUCAUCUAUGACAACAAUGGCUUGAAGCCCGACCACAUGCAGAGACUUACCUUCAAACUGUGCCACGUGUACUACAAUUGGCCGGGCUUAAUCAGUAUCCCAGCUCCCUGUCAGUACGCGCACAAGCUGACCUUUCUGGUGGCACAGAGCAUUCACAAAGAGCCGAGUCUGGAAUUAGCCAACUCCCUCUUCUACCUGUGACACCGGGAACCCCGGGCAUCCCUGCACGAGCAGUCCAAGGACUAGCUGGAUUUUGUACAAACCUGCCUCAAGUGCGAGGCUGUGACCGGGGAAAAGAGAUGGAGCUUCUGGAAAAACACCCAGCACAGCUUAAUCUGAAAUGGUUCAAAAGAAAUGUACAGUGUUUUAUUUCAAAGAGUUUUAUGCUUGCGGUAAAUUCUCGUCCUGGUAAAUGGAAUUAAAAUGUACCAUCAUCUGUAAGCAAUUCCACAGAGCUGAAUAUCCUCUAAGAAAAUAAGUGUCUGCAAGAUGUUUUUGGUGCUAGGGAAAUGGGGUCUAAUUCCCACCCUAAAUUUUGUUGACGUUUUGUUAAAUAAUAUUGUAGAACAUUUUGUAGAGUGCUUCCAAUAGUUAUUGGAAAAUAAAGAA